AUGAACCCGUAUGAAGAGUAUGGUGAAGAUGAGCUCAACGACUACAUCAUCCAGCUCAGUAUUCAAGCCUCCUGCCAAGAGGCCUUCCUGAAAUCUGCUGCAAGUUUAGAAGCAGCAACAGAGGAAAACCUGAGAGUCCUGGCUGCCAUCGAGCAAGGUGAGGUCAUAGUGCUCAGACAGAUGCUGAAACAAACCUUCGCCUUCGUAGAGCCGGACAGUGAUGGCUGGCUUCCCCUCCAUCGAGCAGCGUCUCAGCCCGUCCUGGAGGUUCUGGAGACUGUCCUGAGAUUGGCAUCUCAGGGGCUGAGUCUGGAGGAGAAGACGGCCGUUGGAGGAGAGACGCCGCUGACGCUGGCGGUUAAAGCCGGGCUUGUGCAACACGUGAAGAGCCUGCUGGUGCACGGAGCCUCACCUCACAACACCAACAGCAAGAAUGAGACGCCGCUGCUGCUCGCGGUGAGGGCCGGCUCUUACAAGAUGACGUACAUGCUGGUCGCUCAUGGCGCCUGGGUGGAGCAGGUUUGCCAGAAGAAGUGGACGGCGAUUCAUGAGGUGGCCAAGGUCGGCAAUGAGGAAAUCCUGAUGCUGCUGCUCAGGAACGGCGGGCGGGUGAACCACAAGGAUGUGACGGGAGUGACGCCGCUCGCUGUGGCUGCAGAACAAGGACACUUUCACAUCGCUGAGAUUCUACUGAACUGUGGUAGCAAGGUGAACUCUCAGGCCUGUAAUGGUGAAAGCGUCCUGCUGGAUGCAGCUGGAUCAGGAAACACCGACUGUAUUCAGCUGCUUCUGGAUAACGGAGCAAACCCCAACCUGCCCAGCAUCACGGGACACCUGCCCAUCCACAAGGCAGCGUACGCCGGGCACUAUGAUGCUCUGAAGACGCUGAUUCCUCUGACGACGAAGAAGGCCAUCAAAGAGGCGGGUCAGAGCCCGGUCCACUCUGCUGCAAUGGGUGGUCAGAGUCGAUGUUUGGAGCUCCUGUUGGCCUGCGGCUACGAUGUCAACUACCGAAUGAGCUCCAGAAACUCUGAAAACUACCGAGAUAUGAGGAGGAGCGCUUUGUACUUCGCCGUCUCCAAUGGGGAUGUUAAAUGCACCAAAACCCUGUUGGCAGCUGGGGCGAAGACAGACCUGGAUCCGCUGUGCUGCCUCCUUGUGGCGGUCAGGUCGGGGCGGUAUGAGAUUGUGAAGCUGCUGCUGGCGGCCAAAGCAGACGUGAACUGUUACUUCACGGUGGUUAGCGACACGGUGUUUCCUACAGCGUUGCAGUACUGCCUGAAGGACGAGGUGAUGAUGAGGCUGCUGCUCAAUAACGGAUACAAGGUUGAAAGUUGUUUUCACUGUCACCAUGACGAUGGUUUCGAUGCCUUGGAUGAGGGGGAGCAGAAAAUUCCAUUCUGUGAGUUCAUGAGCCUCUGCUGUGUCAUGCAUCUGUCCGGGAUCGUUGUCCGGACUCUGCUGGACUACGUGAGCCACGUCCACAUUUGCUCCAAACUCAGAGUCCUGCUGGAGAAACAGGCAGAGUGGACUGAAAUAUGCGACAUCCUCAGCAGUCCUCGCUCCCUCAGGCACCUCUGCAGACUGGAGAUCAGGAGGCGUCUGACUCUCAAGAGACUCAACAAGCCUGAAAUCAUGAACUCACACGUUUUCCCUCCCAGACUGAAGAGCUUCAUUCUGUAUCAGGAGCUCGACCUCUACAGCCAGGACCCUGAAAGCAUCAUGUGAUGACUUUACCUGCAAAGAGUCCUGUUUUUUUAAAGGACAUUAUUAUCUGUGUAUUUUCUGGUUUUG
Molecule: messenger RNA, 1794 nt
Organism: Labrus bergylta (ballan wrasse)
Lineage: Eukaryota; Metazoa; Chordata; Actinopteri; Labriformes; Labridae
Product: ankyrin repeat and SOCS box protein 15-like
Biological process (GO): intracellular signal transduction
Cellular component (GO): nucleus; cytoplasm
Molecular function (GO): protein binding
Source: RefSeq, a predicted model, not a curated record